AUGGCUUCUUUGAGCUUCUUAGCUGUGUUUCUCGUCCACAUUUGCUUAUUUGCGAGCUUUUCUUCCGCUGAGGAUCCAAAUAUUUACCACGAGUUUGAGGUCUCUUACAUCACUGCUUCUCCUCUGGGUGUCCCUCAACAGGUUAUUGCCAUCAAUGGAAAUUUUCCAGGUCCUACUAUCAAUGUAACUACUAACAACAAUGUCAUUGUCAAUGUUCGGAACAAAUUGGACGAGAAUCUCCUCAUUACUUGGGCUGGAAUCCAGCAACGCCGUAGUUCAUGGCAAGAUGGGGUUCCUGGAACCAAUUGUCCAAUUCCGCCAAAGUGGAAUUGGACUUACAAUUUUCAGGUUAAGGAUCAGAUUGGGAGCUUCUUUUACUUUCCUUCUCUUAAUCUUCAGAGAGCAUCUGGAGGAUUUGGUGGCUUUAUUAUAAAUAACCGGGCUAUAAUUCCCAUUCCUUUUGCAACCCCAGAUGGGGAUAUAACCAUUUUGAUUGGUGACUGGUACACAAGAAACCAUACGGCUUUGAGAAAGGCCCUUGAUGCCGGGAAAGACCUUGGGAUACCAAAUGGUGUUCUUAUCAAUGGGAAAGGUCCUUACCAAUACAACAAUACACUUGUUCCAGAUGGCAUCGAUUAUGCAACAUUUGAAGUAAAACCAGGUAAAACCUACCGUCUUCGUGUCCACAAUGUUGGGGUGUCAACUACUCUAAAUUUCAGGAUCCAGAACCAUAAUCUUCUUCUAGCAGAGUCAGAGGGAUCAUAUACAGUGCAACAGAAUUAUACAAGCUUAGAUAUACACGUUGGGCAAUCUUUUUCUUUUCUGGUAACCAUGGAUCAGAAUGCAAGUUCUGAUUAUUAUGUUGUGGCAAGUGCUAGAUUUGUGAAUGAGACACACUGGAAAAAAGUUACUGGAGUUGCAAUCCUGCACUAUACUAAUUCUAAAGGAAAAGCAGCUGGGCCCCUUCCAGAGGCACCAAAUGAUGAAUUUGACAAAACCUACUCAAUGAACCAGGCAAGAUCAAUCAGAUGGAAUGUAUCAGCUAGUGGUGCACGCCCUAAUCCACAGGGAUCUUUUAGAUACGGCUCAAUCAAUGUAACUGAUGUUUAUGUGUUGAAAAACAAGCCACCUGUAGUGAUCAAUGGGAGACGCCGGACAACGCUCAGCGGAAUCUCAUUUGUAAAUCCUUCUACACCAAUCAGGCUUGCUGACUGGAAAAAAUUGAAGGGUGUUUAUAAGCUUGACUUCCCAACCAGGCCACUUACGGGAGCACCCAGACUGGAAACAUCUGUGAUUAAUGGAACAUUUAGAGGAUUUAUAGAAAUCAUACUACAGAACAAUGACACCAAGAUGCAAAGCUACCACGUAGAUGGAUAUGCAUUUUUUGUUGUCGGGAUGGACUAUGGUGACUGGACAGAGAAUAGCAGGGGCACAUAUAAUAAAUGGGAUGGGAUAGCCCGUUCCACAGUACAGGUUUAUCCUGGGGCAUGGACAGCAAUCUUGAUAUCUCUGGACAAUGUUGGAGUCUGGAACAUUAGAGCUGAAAACCUCGACUCAUGGUAUCUUGGCCAAGAAACUUAUAUCAGAGUUGUCAAUCCAGAAGCGACUAACAAAACUGAGUUGCCUGCACCAGACAAUGCCCUAUUUUGUGGUGCCCUCAGUAAAUUGCAGAAGCCGGAAGAUAUCUCUUUGGCAACAUCAAUCACUAUCAAUGAAUCAAAGUUGUUCUUCACGCUGCUGAUGAUCAUCUGCACUUUGAUCCCCAUUUUCUACUAG
This is a messenger RNA of Prunus armeniaca (apricot), 1776 nucleotides long. NCBI's taxonomy places the organism in Eukaryota, Viridiplantae, Streptophyta, Magnoliopsida, Rosales, Rosaceae. The record is from the annotation of a GenBank genome assembly.